AUGAGAAUAGUAUGUGUGGUGAUUUUCUUUUUAACUUUAUAUCAAAGUACAUUAGGUAAGCCCAUCAUUUGUAAUGAGAACUCACCAGUUCAAUAUUUUAGAAUCCCAAAACUACACAAAUGUAAUUAUCAUAGAAUCCUUAACUCAAAAUCAGAACCAGUUCAAUAUGAAGUUUUCAAGCCAAACAUUAUUGAAUACAUUUCAGAUGCUAAACUUUGUAAAAAAUUAGUCAGUGAGGUUUCAAUGUACACAGACUUUUCUGGAUAUGAACAUACAGUAGAAAAAGAAUUGAACAACUAUCCCAUCACCCUAGCUGAAUGUAGAGAAAUGAUUAAUAGUAAGAAAUGUGGAUACGGAACUUUAUCAAAAGGUAGUUCUAACGUUUGGAGUACAAACAAUAAAAUUGAAGUUGAUUACCCAAAUAGAUUCACAAGCUUCUUCUCUCCCAAAAGAUUCUACAAAGAAAAUUGUAUAGUUAUUGAGACGAAAGUUUAUUCACAUUUCAAUCAAUCUAAGCCAACCAAUAUUCUGGCAGAUAUGAAUAAUUGCAAGUAUCAAGACGGUUUCUGUGAGAUCAAGAAAAAUGAAAUUAUAACAUGGGAUGUUAACAGAGAUCAGAAAUGUCAAUUUAUCUCUAUUGGAAUACUUGAUGGGAUGUACAAUAACAAACUUUGGGUUAACAAUAAGAACCAAAUUGCGUUAAACUUCCAAACAAACAAAACUGUAAAUGAUUGUAACGUAGACCUAAUGAUUAGUGAUGAGGGUUUUGCUGUAAAAAGAAUACAAAGAUCACAAUAUUCUCCAAGACAAAUUCCUGUUCCAGUUCCACCAAAUCAUCAAAGACCACACCUGGAAGAUGACAGAAGAAAGCGUGAACAAGAAGAACAAAAAAGAAAACGUGAGCAAGAAGAUAAUAGAAGACGUGAAGAAGAUAUUAGGAAACGUGAAGAACAAUCAAGACGUGAUCAAGAAGAUGCUAGAAGACGCGAUCAAGAAAGGCAAAAACAGAAUGAAGCUGAUUUCGAAAAAAGGAAACAAGAAAAACUAAAGAAGGAGGAAGAGUUCGAGAAAAAGAAACAAGAAAAAGAAAAGAAAGAACUCAUGAAACAGCGAAAGGAUGAGGAUUGGACAGUUCAUGAUGAACCUCCAAAGAGUGGAGACAAAAAAGCUAACAGAACUAAAAGAGAAAUCUUCCAACCACUACCACUACCAAACUAUGACGAAUAUUUGAAAAUCAAACAAGACUGCGACAACUUACCGCCCUAUGAGGCAUUCAAGAAUAGCAGAGAAGGAUGUGAUUCGCUAACAACUUAUACAGAUUUUAUAAACAACAUUGCAAACUAUGAAAAAGAACAACACUUAAAUUUAUCAGCAGAAGAAACAUGGCAACCUCUUCCAUUCCCGGGAUAUGAAGAAUAUUUGAGUAUUAAAGAAGAUUGUGCUAUUCUACCAAGUCACGAUGAAUAUAAAACAAUUAGAGAAGCGUGUGAUGCAUUCCCAAGUUACACAGAAUUUAUAAAGAGGAUAGCAAAUUAUGAACUGUUUCAAACAGGAAAGCAAAGAAGGAAAAGAGAGCUAUACUCAGAUUUUCAAGCAGCAGGAGAAUUCCAAUAUCUAGAGAACCAAUCAAACAAUCUACUGAGACAUACUACAGAAGUAAUGUGUGAUAUUUUCAACGAGCAAAAUGAAGUUCUUGAAAGUCUUAUUAGAGAAAAUCCAAGAAGAUACAUCCAAAAACAAUUGAAUCAUACAGCCGUCAAAGUCAGAUUUAUCGAUGUUGCAGAAAUUGUACAAGUUACAUUCUGUAAAGAAAUUGAUGAAGAAGAGAUUGACUUUAUAGACGUUACUCAUUUUGAUGGACAUAAGCUAAGCAUUGCACUUACACUAGGACAAAUACCAAUCAAGAUAAAAAGUCUUGGAGAUAAAAUUUGGUAUUACAAAAAUGAUUAUUCAGGAGGAGUCAUAUCAAGCAAACCACAGCUUCAUCCUAUGAUUGAUUAUAGAAGUAACAUCACUAACAUGAAAAGUUUCAAAGAGUUUGAUUUAAAAUUCUUAGAUGACAAAGUAGUAUUCCAUGAGCACAUUCUAUUAGAUUUGAAGACAAAUAUUGAAGAAGAACUCAUUGAAGAAAUGAGAGAAAAGUCUGAUGUUUCAAUUGAAGCUCAUGCUAGUAAUCAAGAUUCUACUUUACCUCAUGAAAUAUUAGACGAUGUAGAAGGAUUCUUUGGAAAAUGUGGCUUAGAAUUUGGAGAGUUGGUGUUACUUUGCCAGCAAUCUAGAUCAUUUUGGAUGAUACUUUCCCCAAAAACUUUCAUUGAUAGAAAAAAUAGAAAAAGAAGAAGAGAAUAUGAGGCUGUAGAGUUGAGAGAAAUGGUGCAUCGACCGUCUAUACAAUCUCUAACAGUUGAUUAA
This is a messenger RNA of Caenorhabditis briggsae, 2412 nucleotides long. The record is from RefSeq and is a predicted model, not a curated record. Bases 1 to 2412 code for a protein of 803 amino acids. Lineage: Eukaryota; Metazoa; Nematoda; Chromadorea; Rhabditida; Rhabditidae. The transcript is spliced from 2 exons.